This is a messenger RNA of Penicillium vulpinum, 1503 nucleotides long. RefSeq lists its product as uncharacterized. The transcript is spliced from 4 exons. Lineage: Eukaryota; Fungi; Ascomycota; Eurotiomycetes; Eurotiales; Aspergillaceae. Gene Ontology annotation, cellular component: membrane. The coding region runs from base 1 to 1503 and encodes 500 amino acids. Gene Ontology annotation, molecular function: transmembrane transporter activity. The record is from RefSeq and is a predicted model, not a curated record. Gene Ontology annotation, biological process: transmembrane transport.
AUGUCGCAAGCAUACCCAGACGAGAAGGUUCUUGAUAUCGAUGAAAGUCAUAUCGAGGAAAUCCAGACUCUGCCUGAGCUUACUCCCGCGGAAAAGAAACGUAUCCUACGCAGGGUUGAUUGUCGACUGGUCAUCCCACUUGGAAUUAUCUUGUGUGUCAGCUUGCUUGAUAGAACCAAUGUCAGCUUUGCAAUGGUAGCUGGCAUGGAUAAGGAUCUCCAUGUGGUCGGUUCUCGAUAUACCAUUAUUAUUGCGGUUUUCUUUAUCACCUACACAAUUUUGCAGCCUAUAACCACUGUCAUUCUACGCAAAGUUGGAACGCGGCGUUUCCUCCCUGCCAUCACUCUCGCCUGGGGUAUUGUCAUGCUCGGCUCAGGGUUUAUCCAGCAGUGGUAUGAACUUGUUAUCGUCCGGAUUCUGCUGGGCUGUUUUGAGGCCGGUCUUUUCCCCGGAUGCGCUUAUCUUCUCUCUUGUUGGUACCCCCGAUACGAGCUAAACACGCGCAACGCUGUGUUUUUUAUUAUUGGAACUACCAUUGCGGCCUUUGGUGGGAUUCUUUCUUUCGGUCUGGCUGAGAUGGAGGGCCUUGGAUCAGGACAUAAUCUUGGGAAAAUUAAAAAAUCGGGGUCUGGUUGGACUCGAUCACAAGGUAUCGCAGGGUGGAGGUGGAUCUUCAUAAUUGAAGGGGCCAUCACUUGCGCCGUGGCCUUGGUUGCUUACGCCUUCAUCGUUGAGUUUCCCGAGGAUGCAACCAAAAGAGAGUGGAUGAGCUUGCCAUUCCUUGAUGAAAAAGAGGCGGCUUUUAUCAGAUCCAGGAUCGAUGCUGAUAGCCAAGAUCUUGUGAUAGAGCCAUUUUAUAUUAAAACGUAUCUUGGAUACGCGCUUGAUUUAAAAAUCUGGGGAUUUGCGACAAUAUUCUUGUGUUCCUCCGUGCAGACAUACGCCAUGUCAUAUUUCCUCCCGAUCAUCUUGAAGCAAAUGGGAUUCAGCACCAGUGCCAGUCAAUACUUGGUCACGCCACCAUACGUGUUCGCAGCCAUUUUGAUAUUUACAUCCGGAUGGUUGUCGGACAAGUAUCGAAUUCGAUCUCCGUUCAUCUUAUUCAGUGCUUGUCUAGGCGUCAUUGGGAUCCCACUUCUUGGUCUUUCUAAAAAUACCGGCGUUCGGUAUUUCGGGGCUUUCCUCAGCACAGCUUCUGCAAAUUCUAUUGUCCCCGCUGUGCUCACAUGGCAAGCGAAUAAUAUUCGUGGACAGUGGAAGCGUGCCUUUUGCUCCGCGACCUUGAUUGGCGCCGGUGGAAUAGGUGGUACCAUUGGAGGUACUACUUUUAGGUCGCAAGAUGCUCCGAACUACUUGCCAGGUACCUAUACUUGUAUCAUUGCAAGCUCCCUGGUCAUUGUUGUCUCCCUCAUUCUCGUUCUACAUUUCCAUAUCUCUAACCGACGCGCUGCGAAAUUCGGUCAAAUCAUCGAAGGGCUGGAAGGUUUCAGGUAUACACUCUGA